This is a messenger RNA of Menidia menidia (Atlantic silverside), 7114 nucleotides long. The record is from the annotation of a GenBank genome assembly. Lineage: Eukaryota; Metazoa; Chordata; Actinopteri; Atheriniformes; Atherinopsidae.
CGCCGAGUGCGCAUGCCCAAAAGAAAACUCCAUUAUUUUUUUUGCUCGGAAUUUGUAAGAAAAAAAAAGAAGAAAAAAAACAAAAAAACAUUGGGCAUCUGUGAAUUGGGGAUUACAUGGGUCGUUAUGUUUGUCGGAGAACACUUGAAUGCUACGUGGUUUAGCAAAAUAGAGACCAAAGGAACGGCUGGAUAGCUGUGGACCUGGAGCGGGACAUCCCUCAGUCUUGCUGGGACUCUCCAGAAUCAAGCACUCCAUCAUCAUCCUCAUCAUCUACACUCCUGCUCUGAUGUGUCCAAAACAUAUAAGUCUGUAGGAGUAAUCCUAAAGGUGAAGGAUCUGCCUCAUACCGGGAGAGAAAGUCAAGUCUUUGGACAAGUCAGGUUUUACCGGCAGUCUGUGUGCUUCUAACCCCACAGCAUGUACAUUGGACAGUGGACACCUUAGCCAAAAUAGAUCCUGGCUUCCCAAAGAUGACAAGGUGCUGGCAAGCCACAGCAACAAAAUGAUGGGUGGCAGUGACACUGUCAGCGGGGACAAGGAGGGGGUCCACACAGCUGCCAUACAUGUCCCCAUUGGCUGGCAGAGGAGAGUGGAAGGAGGGCAGGUGACCUAUCUGAGUCCCAGUGGCACAGCCCUGUCCACUCUAGGCGAAGUCAAGGCCUAUCUGUUGACUGACGGUUCCUGUAAAUGUGGUCUGGAAUGCCCACUCAUCAUCCAUAAGGUUUUCAACUUCAGUGUGGGUGUGAGGGUGGAACAGCACAGUCAGCCAUUAGGUAAAGUGGAGCAGGACAUGACCAAACUGUGCAAUCACCGCAGGAAAGUGGUGGCGAUGGCUGCUCUUUGUCGGAGUAGGCAGGCCUCACAGAUUCCGUUUGACAACUUUCAUCAUCCAGAUAUGAGUCAAGGGGACAGCCGAGAUCCUAAAGGAGAACCAGUGGAGCAUAAAGAAGAGGAACGCGGAAUUUACUAUCCAAAAUUCCAUCCAGUUCCAGCUCGACUACACAACAGUUUCCAUCCAAACCCAUGUGUCAGCCCCAAAUCGUCCCACCAGUUCAUCUAUUCUUACAAUGGUUCCUCCCCUGUUCCCCACUCAGGCACAAACUCUCAUCAUCCCUUAGAUGCUUUAAGACGACUUCAUCAUCCCCCUCUCCCAACAUCUUCAACCGCUUCACCUAGCUCUUCAUUAACAGCUCAGAGCACUGCCCAGAGGUCACCCCGCACCCCAACCCCACACAACAUCAGUCAAGGUCAAAGAACACCCAAAACCCCCGAGACUCCCGGCUCUCCUCGUCUAGGACCCCUGUCAUCACCUCCUCCUUCUUCCCCAAUGUCCCUUGGCGGAGGAAUGAGAGCACAGACUCAUAGUCAUCAUCCUCAUGGUGUUAUUGUGGGAGCCCUGCCCGUUUCUCCGUCUCUCUCCCUGUCUCCUCACCAGCGAUCCCGCAACCCGUCAGCAUCUCCCUCUUCUCUGUCUGAGCAUGGAGGAGGCUCAACAGCAGCAGAAGGAGGGCCAAUGGGAAGUAGCUUGCCUCAGAGGAGGAGGUCCACCUCUUCUUCUCCUCACUCCCCAGUUCCUUGUGGCUCCCCAAUCCCUAGUCCCCACUUCACCAAGUACAAGUUGGAAGAGAUCGUAGAGCAGUUUAAGAACUCAGGCAACAGCAGCACUAAUAAUAACCACCUCCUAAACCCAACUAAUCCCUCCUUACUGACCAACCAAAGCAGUAGUAACCCCUAUGCUGUUUCUUCAAAGCCCUCAAAGAGCAUAAUGACUCAAACUGCCAGUGCAGGACCAACAGGUUUUGGGUUAAACUCUGCAGGACCCUCUAAUUCACCUUUGGGGCCAUUGCUAAACCACCAUUAUAGUCAUCAGGGCAAGCUGCUGCACCCAGGUUCCUUUCCUGCGAGUAGCCUGCUCUCCGCAGCGGCUAAGGCUCAGCUGGCAAACCAGAUAACCCAGGGCCAGAGCUUAAACACGGCCAGCAACCCUGGUGGCUUGCCCCCUUCUCUGGAUAUCUUGAAAGAGGCUCAGCAGCAACAAAAGGUAACAAACAGCACUUUACAUAACAGCCACACUUCUGCUUCCAUUGCUUCUGUCAGGCUUCCCCAUCCCUCCCUCCCAGCUGCCUCCGCUGUUCUCUUUCCUCCAUCCCACACUCUGGGCCAGACCCUGGCUUCCUCCUCACCCCACUUGCCUCCCACAUCAGAACGCAGUGCGUUGCACAGGAAGAGGCAGCAGCGGUCUCCCACGGUGCUCAGCAUGCUCCGAAACACGCAGCAGCUGGCUAAUGGGUCGCAGAAGACUCCAUCUGAAGAGGCUGUUACAGCAGUCAUCAACCUUUCAUCCUCUUCAUUCCCCACCUCCUUGCAAAGCUCCUCUACCUCAGCCGUGCAGAACCAGAGUACUGUCAUAUUAGAAAACCAUCAUCAGAGCCUCCCCGGGCAGCUGCUCAGACCAACAGCACACCUUUCCAGGCCUCUUCGGCCAAAUGAGGCCCUGGAUUUCACUACAGGCCAGACAGCCACACCUCUUGUCUUGGAUCCCCCGACCCAACCUUUGUCUGCUCUGUUACACCUGCUCAGUGUGCAGAAUGCACAGGCCACUGCCUCAGCAUCCAACUCUGCCUUAGCCCAGUCCAGAGGUGUAUUUGUUGAAGGAAGUGGAGAGUCCAAUAAACAGUCGCCAUCGUCUCUGGUCUCCAGCUCUAAUGACAGGAACCCACAGACUCAGUCCCCGUGUCGAACAGAUAACACUAAUCCUCUCCCCUUGGUGCAACAACGACUUUCGUCUCCUCCCUCCUCUUCUCACAUUACACCAUCAGAGUCUCAAUCUCCUUCUCACCCGACUAGGUCAGGUUCUCUACAAAGAGAUUCUAAUUUUACAGUGCUAUCCAAUUCAAAUUUAGCUCCCCACAACCAACGCAGUCCAUCUCAGCAGACUCCUCCACCUCACGUCGACAAGCAUCAGCCGGCCGUUAAUCAUAUGCCCACAACAGACUCCGUUUUCAAAGCCUCUGGACAGACAGCCUCCCCGCAGGGAACCGUGGAGGUGGAGAGUGGUAGUAGCAGCACAUGUCCAUCUGUGGACAUCAGUCACUCUCAAGGCAGUGUUACAGUAGGGAUACCCUCUUCCCCAAAGCCUCUAGAUCUUAGCAACCAUGUCCUGGCCAUUCUUGCAGCAUCUUCCACUGUGACUCCGGGGGAGGGAAACUCCUCCAGCUAUGCCACUGAUGUUGAGGUGUCUUCCCAAGAAAAUCAAUCUACAGGACCAGAGCAACCUGGAUGUUUAGACCCAAAGGCCCCCACGCUGACCAAACCCCCACCAGCCAUUAGUCCCACGAUCACUCCCUCCUCACAUCAUGAAGAGAAUCACAGCCCUCCCACCCCUUCAGCUGUGGUCGACUCUGCUGCUUUACCUCUGGCAGAGGCUUUUCCCUUCAUGAACCAGGAGCAGCUGCUUCAGCUCCUGUCAUCUACAGGAGGUCUACCAUCUCUUUUGGACCCCACGGUCUUGGCUUCGUUGCCACUUGGGGGGCUGUGGAUGGGAGGACAACAGGCACAGAUACCUCCUACUUCGGUUACACCACAACCACCUCAGAAUCUUGUGGAACAGCAGCAGUCGGAACAGCAGCAGCUACUGAUGCAAGACCCACAGCAGCAAAACCAUGAUCAGCACCAGAAACAUCAGCAGAUGAACACAAAUCCUCUAUUUCCCCUGUUGCCCUUGUUGAGUUGUGCCCAGGGAGAGCUACCUCUGAACCUCUUGGGCCUGCUUAACCCACUCCCAUCCUCUGCAGGACAGGAACCCGAUUUAACAGAAAAACCUAGUCUUCAGGCUCUACUUAUGGCCUCUGUGCUAAUUGGGCAACAGCAGGCCUCCCUGUUACCUUUGUCUUCACUGGGGCAGUUGAGCCAGGUCAGUGUGGAAAUUCCUAUCCCACAGUCCCAACAGAUGCAUACCAAUGUGGAGGGCUUGACUUUGGACAAGACCCCUGGCCUCUUGGACCCAUCCACCCUCACAGGCCCUGGGCUAUUGGAGAUCACCCAGGGCCUUCUUCCCAUUACAGCAGGAGCCGAGGGCGCUCUCCAAGCCCUGCAGUCCCUGCUCCUUCCUGCCACUCUUCCUCCUCCCCCUGCAGCCUUCCUGCCCCUCAGCCCCGCUUUGCUCACAGCUGCCCUCAGCUCUGCUGAGCUCCACCCUCCUCCCAACCCCCAGUUAGCUCCUGCACAGCAAACCCAACAUACCCAACCUCAGGUGCCCACUGAUGCUGGUGUUGACACCCUCAUCCCUGUGUCUCUCCAAGGCAAGGACAACCCGGUCCUCCAACAGCUGCUGCCCACUUUGCUUAAUCCUUCAUUGUUAGGAGAUCUUUCUGGCAUCACAGGUCUUCAUAACAUGGUAGGAAUUGGAGGAGGUUCCAUUCUUCUGUCCCCAGUCCAGGCCUCUGCUUUGGGUAUGUCUCUACUACAAGGCCCUGAUGGAGCCAUCAACUUACUUAACAAUCUACAGCUAAACCUUGCACCAUCCUCAGAUGAGGAGAAGCCAGACUCAUUGCAGGAAGCACAAAGCCCUGCUCCACAAGAAGACUUACCAGCUAGUGAAUCUGUUUCUGAAGUAGUCCCAAGUCCUGUUCCUCCUCUAGCUCCUUCUCCAGGUCAAGAAUCUGCCCCACCCACAAACAGAGGAGCUGAGGGCAGGUCUGUCAUUGAUCCUUACACUUCUUUCAUGGACACCAUUUAUACCUCUUUCCUUCAAGUUAGUGCUAAAGAGCAGGAAGAAGGGGGCCAACUGGGGCCCUCUGACCCUUCUUCACCCUUCUGUGCCUUACCGCCGGUUUCCUUCCAUUUGGAGCACCAUACCCCCACUCUGCCCCAGGCAAGUGCCCCCGUCUCCCUCAGCCCACGCCGAGCCUGCUCCCUCCGUAACCCAGACUUAUCGCGACUCAGCUUGGAAGCAGCAGCUCAUUCCCCAGCCCAGGGAACGCCCAAACCAACAGAGGAUGGGCCUACGUCACCUUUACAAAGGAAACGGGUUGUAGAGGGACAUACCCAUCUAGAACCUCCUUUGCCAGCCAUAUACUUGGAGGAGGCUAAGACAGACUGUACUGGUCCCGCUGCAGCUGUUUGUCCCUUUGUGGAGUCGGGGGUGGAUAGGCAGGGGCAUCUUCCCCAUUCAGGAUACCUCAGUCCAAGGGAUGGAUGCAGUGGGAGGCCCAGCGAGGACACAACUGAGACACUGCUGCACAGUGGACAGUUAAUGGAUCAAGCUGGGGGAGGUGGAGGAGCCAGAAGAGGAAGGAAAAGAAAACAAACACUACAGAAUGUGUUGGAGGACUUCAGAGACAUGGAUGCUACAGCACUAGAGGAAACCAAGGCUACAACAUCACUUCUGAAGCCUGAGAGGUCAGCGCGUGGUAGGCGGCGGCGAGGAACCCGUUCUCAGAGGCAGUGAUUGGUGGAGGAGCCGUUAGUCAGUGAAAGGCCUCUCCACCCCCCCCCCCCAUCUGACCAUCCUCAUCACUACUGUUUAGACCUUUAGAAGAAAAUCAACUGCACUAAUAGGAUGCUGUUGUCAUGUCAACCAUUGCUAUGGCAACCACUAUGGAAAAAAAACAUAGGAAAAAGAUAGUUGGAUGAAUUUAUUUUUUAAAAAAGUGGGGGGAAAAAUGAAGACAUUUUUGUGGAUACUUUUUCUCUAGCUUUUUCUCUUAGGUCACAAAAUAAUGUCAGGAUGUUGUGAUCAGAGAUCUUUGAAUUAGGUUUGUGUUAGAAUGAUAUCAGUGAAAGACAAGAAUAACAAAUGAGUACUGUUUUCCUCUCAUCAAUGUGUUACUGUGAGUCAGGACAAAGCCCGUGUACUUGAACGAUGCUCUCUUUUGAAAGUGUGUCUUAACGUGUUAACGAGUGUGUUCUUUUGUGUGUUUGGGUGUGUGUUGGACAACAGUGCUGUUGCUGAGCCCCUACUGUAUGACUGAGUGUCAAAUUGAUUUUUUGUUUCAUAAAAGAAGAACCGGGUGUCUUCUCUGUUAUACAUUGGAGACAGUUGUUGUAUUGUAGAGACAUUUGUAAGGUUUUCAGAAAGUGCUGAAAGAGAGUAUGAGGAUAUGACUUUUCUUUCCGUUGAAGUGUGAAAUGACCUAAAAUUUUUACCAGCUAAGGAAAUUAUGUGGUUUAUACAAUCAGGUUUCUUUGGCAGUUUACGUCAAUGACUUAUCACACAGGGAAAAAAAAGAUUUUUUCAUUGGAUAUGAGUCAUCAUGUCUGGUUUUAUUUAUCCUCAGAAAAACAAACUUGAAGUCCUUAUGUACAACCCUUUUACAAAUUUGUAAAAUCGGGUUAUCAGUGACUGACUGCAUUUGGGUUUAUGACAUUUGCGAGAUUGGCAACAAAUUUUUAAACGUCUCAUGAAUUGUUGGGCUCCAUUUGUCUUAAUUUAGCUACCAAUUUACAUUUCACAUUCUGUGCAAUUAGUCUCUGUGAAGCAUCAUUUGUAGCUACGUGUGGCAGAAACUAGUAAGAAUCAUGUCCACCCAAGAUCCAUUAAAUGAAAUUUAGGAACCAGAUUUAAUUUGAACAUCAAGAACCUCAAGUUUACAAGGAGUACUGUAUGUCCUGUUGAUUUGUGGAAUGGAUGGUGGGGAUACUUGUACACAGAGAGUGAUGAUGUCUUAUUUGGAUCUGUUGAGUCUGUACGUUACUGUGGAUCUGGAGUGAUAUCCUCCCUCUGUCUCCCCAUAUCACUGUGUGAGCAAUUCUCCACUCACUGCCCUGCCCCAGGAGUACUGGCAUCUCUAGCUGUAUUUGAAAUAAAAACAAAUAAUGAAAACUGAAAAAGAAAGCAGAUUAUGCAAUUUCUACACUUGGAAAUGUGUACAUAUGUACAGUUAUUGUGUUUGAUUUUAUAUUGUCGGAGAGAGAAGAGAGAAGCAAUUGUGAAUUUUUCUUGGAAUUGUAAUUAUUUUUCUCAUUCUACCCCUUUGCUUUCUAUACUUAUGUUCGAAAAGACAAUUAAAUUGUGGACUGUAGCUUUCUUUUUUAUAUGGGAGUCAUUUUUUAUUUAAUAUUAAACUAUUUACAUGAAAUGCACCUUGUGUUGAUUUCCUGCACUUCUGAA